Cololabis saira (Pacific saury) is the source of this 1173-nucleotide messenger RNA. Its product is annotated as collagen alpha-1(X) chain-like. The coding region runs from base 36 to 815 and encodes 259 amino acids. The record is from RefSeq and is a predicted model, not a curated record. Lineage: Eukaryota; Metazoa; Chordata; Actinopteri; Beloniformes; Belonidae. The transcript is spliced from 6 exons. Gene Ontology annotation, molecular function: protein binding.
UCAGAAACAUUGAUCGAUAACUCCAGAUUGGUACGAUGAGUCGUGGUGAGCUGGCUGUCCUGGUGGGCGUGGCCUCGCUGCUGUCCACCGUCCAGUGCGACGUCGGCUGUGGAGGAACAGAUGGAAAAGUGGGAGAACCUGGAGCUCCCGGGAGAGACGGCUGGCCUGGAGUGAAGGGACAGAAGGGAGAGCCAGUUGCGUCGGCCUCCGGUCCGGUGGAUCCGGUCGUGCUGCUGAGGCAGAGGGGGGAGAAGGGGAGUCGGGGUCCGCAGGGGACCAUGGGCCCCAAAGGUUACGCCGGUGAUUUGGGAGCGGCUGGUCGCCCCGGUAACCCUGGCCCCCCUGGUCAGCCCGGGAAGAACAUCGGCCACAGCCAACAGGCCUCCAAUCAGGGAGCCCGGUCAGCUUUCUCCGUCAUCCAGACGACUUCCAGCCAUCUGCCCUACAGACAGAAAAUAACCUACGACAACACUGUGGUCAACAUCCCCGGAGAUCUUGAUGCAAACACGGGCAUCUUCACCUGCAGGAUACCCGGCGCUUACUAUUUCACCUUCAACACCGUUGCCAGGGUCAGCUUGUGUUUGGGAAUCGCCAGCGACGCUCUGGACAACAAGGUCGUAUUCUGUGACUACCACAAGUUCAACAGGAAUGAACAGGUGCUGACGGGGGGCCUGGUCCUACAGCUGGCGCAGGAUCAGACGGUCUGGCUCGAGUCCGUCAGGGACCAGCAGACGGAGGCCGAUGGACGAGACACCAGAGAGAAAAAGAUCUUCUUCAAUGGUUUCCUGCUCUUCUCAAAUGCAGCAGGAAGUUAAUUCGUCCAGUCAGACUCCAACGCAGCCAAGAACUUGUUUUUGAAAAGAAAUAACUGAAUAAAUAUGUAUUUAGACAACCUGAUUAGUGUGCACCUGUAAAACAUCUACUGAACACUGAAGCUGAAAUUAAAGGCUGUGUUUUAAUGUGGCUGCUACAUGUUUGAUGAGAAAUGUACGAUUAAAACUGUUGUUGGUUCUGUUGUAGCUCGUCUCACUGGUCACGUUUUAACGCCAUCACAGUUCAAAGCUAAAGUUCAAAAUAGAAAAUAAAUCUAAACUGCUCAGGAGCCCUUAAAAUUCCAUAUUUGUUGAGAAAGUAUUAUUUAAUAGUGAAAUGAAUGAAAGUGUCGGUCAUUGU